This is a messenger RNA of Oncorhynchus masou masou (cherry salmon), 1741 nucleotides long. RefSeq lists its product as uncharacterized. NCBI's taxonomy places the organism in Eukaryota, Metazoa, Chordata, Actinopteri, Salmoniformes, Salmonidae. Bases 819 to 1262 code for a protein of 147 amino acids. The record is from RefSeq and is a predicted model, not a curated record. The transcript has a single exon.
UGAGGAACCGUGUGUGUUCCCGUGUACAGUAGCUAAAAAGGUCUUGCAUGAGGAACCGUGUGUGUUCCAGUGUACAGUAGCUAAAAAGGUCUUGCAUGAAGAACCGUGUGUGUUCCAGUGUACAGUAGCUAAAAAGGUCUUGCAUGAGGAACCGUGUGUGUUCCAGUGUACAGUAGCUAAAAAGAUCUUGCUUUCGUUCUAAUAACCACAUUGUGGUCUUUAGAAUGUCUAUUUACUAGUAGAAUGAAGUUUGAAUUGAUAUUGAAUUGAUGAAAAUGACGAUUAUGCUUCUUGGCAUAAACACGUGAAUUGGUUUCUCGUCGCAUGCUCUAUUUGACUACCGCUUUUGUAGUAAUAGGGUAUUUGGUAUGAAAUCAUUGAAAUUCACCUUGUCAGUGUUGUGCUAGGUGUUAUAUUGGACAGCAUCAUAUAACUGUUGGACUAACUGAUUCCCAUCCGUGUAGUAAGAGGUGUCAGACCAAGCCCCUAUAUACCUUAUAUUUUGACAGGGUCAAUUCUAGUGACACCUUUCUAAAGUGCAAAAAGAUGCCACUUGCUGUUAUCCUAACACUCCCAGUCAGCAAAUACAAAUACCCAGGGUGCUUUGCAACCUACUAAACGCUUGGAGUGCGGUCCGACAAAUGCUUGCAGUGUGAUCCUAGCAGCCUGGCGGCGAAUCUUUUUUCAAAACAGCUAAAUGGUAUUCUCGUAUCCCAGAACACCCUCUGACCAAAGAUGUGGGCUGGAAGCUGAGGGAGGCCCUGAAACAGCAGCUAGUCAUCAUCCAUGAGCGAGUGGAGGCUAAAAAGAUUGCCAAGAUGGCGCUGGCCGAGGUGAGGAACAUCCUGGCCAGGGAGGAGGAAGAGAAGGUCCUGGGGCUGACGAGGGAUGAGUCGGCAAAGAAGGCCAAGGUGGCGGUGGCAGCUAGGAUGAAGGAGGAGGAGGAGGAGAAGAUAGAGAAGGAGGAGUUUGAGAAGGCCUUGGAGAAGAUUAGGAGAGACAAAGAGCAGGAGGAAGAGAAGGGCAAGAAAGAUAAGAAGGAGAAGAAGCCAGAGAAGAAUUCAGGGAAAGGGGCAGAGGCAGUGGGGCAGAAGGCAGAGAAGAAUUCAGGGAAAGGGGCAGAGGCAUUGGGGCAGAAGGCAGAGAAGAAUUCAGGGAAAGGGGCAGAGGCAUUGGGGCAGAAGGCAGAGGCCAAAAGUAAAGAGGCCCCCAAAGCUUCUGCUAAAAAACUCAAGGUGUCUGAUAGGGGGGUGAGGAAAUGAUGCGAGACUCUUCACACCUGCACUGAUGUCGGUGAUCAUUCAACCGCCCCCGAUGACAGUGACACAGGAUGUUACAAGAUCAAUGAGAAACCCCUCCUGUGAGAGGUCUCACUCCAGUUACAAACCUCUGCGAAUGGGAGUAGGAAACCCCCUAGUGUGCAGGGUGCCAUUUCCACAAUGUAUAGUGCAUAUUGUUUUAGCUACUCCCUGCUUGUGAGAAUCACAAUGCUGUCCUCUAUAGAAGUAUGAACUGUUAAAUGAACGGUGCCCAGAGGACCACAAGGUGCUAUAAUCUUACAUCAGAAAGGUGACUUUCUUUAGAGGCACUCUAGAAUACAGUAGUAGAAUUGGACAAGGACGCAGUCAUUUAUUUUGCAUUUAGUGGAGAUGAAACUCGUGCUUUUAUCCAGAGAGAAAUGAUAGAUUUGAAAGGAUCAGCUGUGUGUGUUCCGUGUUAAUAAAGUUGCUGGAUACUUGAA